This is a messenger RNA of Hibiscus syriacus, 1106 nucleotides long. Its product is annotated as transmembrane protein 184C-like. Gene Ontology annotation, biological process: transport. The transcript is spliced from 4 exons. Gene Ontology annotation, molecular function: transporter activity. The record is from RefSeq and is a predicted model, not a curated record. Bases 40 to 927 code for a protein of 295 amino acids. Lineage: Eukaryota; Viridiplantae; Streptophyta; Magnoliopsida; Malvales; Malvaceae.
GAUUUUUGCUUUGGGAUUUUGAUUUCUUGGCCGUAAACCAUGGAUUUGAGGCAUUUAAACCGUGGGCAAAUCACUCUGAUGGGGUGUGGAGCUUGUGUGUUGCUUACACUGCACUUCACUCUGAAGCUUGUAUCGCAGCAUCUGUUUCACUGGAAGAGCCCAAAGGAGCAGAAAGCUAUACUGAUUAUCAUCCUCAUGGCUCCCAUUUAUGCUGUGGAUUCCUUUGUGGGGUUAUUAGAUGUUCGAGGAAGCAAAGCGUUCUUCAUGUUCUUGGAGUCGAUCAAGGAAUGUUAUGAGGCCUUGGUGAUUGCAAAGUUCUUAGCUUUGAUGUAUAGCUACUUGAACAUAUCUAUCAGCAAAAAUAUUGUGCCGGAUGAAAUCAAAGGAAGAGAGAUUCACCAUUCAUUUCCAAUGACCCUUUUUCAGCCUCGAACGGUUAGGCUAAACCACCGAACACUGAAGCUUCUCAAGUACUGGACAUGGCAAUUCGUCGUCAUCCGGCCGGUGUGUUCGAUCUUGAUGAUAACACUGCAACUCCUUAAGAUUUAUCCUUUAUGGUUGAAUUGGACAUUCACCAUCCUCCUCAAUGUGUCUGUUUCAUUAGCCCUAUAUUCUUUGGUAGUCUUUUACCAUGUUUUUGCAAAAGAGUUGGCACCUCACAAGCCACUCGCAAAGUUCCUGUGCAUCAAGGGGAUUGUUUUCUUCUGCUUCUGGCAGGGAGUGGUACUCGACAUACUCGUCGCGAUGGGCAUCAUUCGAUCACACCAUUAUUGGUUGGAUGUAGAGCACAUUCAGGAAGCUCUUCAAAACACAUUGGUGUGCGUAGAGAUGGUUGCUUUCUCUGUUGUCCAGCGGUAUGCAUACAAUGCUGCGCCCUAUAGUGGAGAAACUGAAGCUAAGACAAAGCUUGACAAGAAAACUAAAUGAUAUUUUGGAUGCCCCGAGAACCCAAGUUGUACUAGGAAAAGAUAUAUAUACAUACGUACAUAUGUGUAUGUAUGUAUUUAAACAAUGCAUGUACUCUGUUUUCUAUUGAAACAACUGUUAGUGUUCGAAUAGAGCAUUCGGAACAUAGCAAAUUAAAUGAAAAGGAUUGUCCGAUAAUA